Messenger RNA from Leptidea sinapis, 5094 nucleotides. RefSeq names its product amidophosphoribosyltransferase-like. Gene Ontology annotation, molecular function: amidophosphoribosyltransferase activity. The record is from RefSeq and is a predicted model, not a curated record. Gene Ontology annotation, biological process: purine nucleobase biosynthetic process; purine nucleotide biosynthetic process. NCBI's taxonomy places the organism in Eukaryota, Metazoa, Arthropoda, Insecta, Lepidoptera, Pieridae. The transcript is spliced from 14 exons. The coding region runs from base 184 to 1923 and encodes 579 amino acids.
GUACGUACUUCGGAGGUUCAGUCGCACGCGCACUAAGCUUUCAAUUCGAUAAAUUCAAUUUAUAGUACGAAGGAGUGUUCAAUUACAUAUUGAUACUUGUUGCCCUGCUACGUUUAAACAACUGGCGAUAUAUACUUCGGUAUUUUUAUUAUAUUGCAGUGCUUUUUUAUAACCCGAUAAAACAUGGAAGGUCCUGCCGGGCCACAUCCAUGUCGGUUGCAAGGCGGAGACGUUCCAGAACAAAGAGAACCGCUGGAGAGGCGAACCACAGAUGAUAGCGUAGACUAUAGAUCUGACACAUGUGACAGCUGUCACUGUGACACAACACAAGGCGAGGUGAAAGUGAAGAGCAAGCGGUUUGGCAGAGGCGCGGUGGAAUCUGGUUUAACACACGAGUGCGGAGUAUUUGGCGCUAUAGGAACAGGAGAAUGGCCGACACAGAUCGACGUGGCACAAGUUAUAUGUCUGGGACUAGUUGCACUACAACACAGAGGCCAAGAGUCAGCAGGUAUUGUGACGUCAGAGGGCAAAAGCGCGCGGACUUUCAACACACAUAAAGGAAUGGGUCUUAUUAAUAAUAUAUUUAAUGAUGAAGCUAUGAAGAAACUUAAGGGCAACCUGGGCAUUGGACAUACGAGAUAUUCGACGUCAGCGGCUUCGGAGGAAGUAAACUGCCAACCGUUCGUCGUGCACACCGCCCAUGGUGCACUGGCCGUAGCCCAUAACGGUGAAUUGGUCAACUGCAGUAGUUUAAGGAAAAUGGUCCUGGGUCGAGGCGUUGGUCUGUCUACCCACUCGGACUCCGAGCUGAUAACGCAGGCGCUGUGUCUUAACCCACCCGAAGGAGAAACCAAUGGACCCGACUGGCCCGCGAGGAUCAAUCACCUCAUGAGGCUGGCACCACUGAGCUACUCUCUGGUGAUAAUGUUGAAGGACAAAAUAUACGCCGUGCGUGAUCCGUACGGCAACCGACCGCUGUGCCUUGGCAAGAUAUUACCAUUGGGAUCUUCCUAUGUCUACAAGCAAUCAUCUGCACAGCAUGCCGCGGUUCUAAUGAACGGUUGUGCAAAGAACGGAAUGGAAGAAAGGGCAGAGGGAUGGGUCGUGUCUUCUGAAUCAUGUGGAUUCCUGUCUAUUGGUGCGAGAUACGUGCGGGAAGUGUUACCGGGUGAAAUAGUGGAGAUGUCCCGUCACGGGAUCCGUACUGUGGACGUGGUGGAGCGGCCUCCGGCCAAACAACAGGCGUUCUGCAUUUUCGAAUACGUGUACUUCGCGCGGGCCGACAGCAUCUUCGAAGGCCAGAUGGUGUACUCUGCGCGGCUGCAGUGCGGUCGUAUGCUAGCGCGCGAGUCUCCAGUCGACGCGGACAUCGUGUCGUCUGUGCCCGAGUCAGGGACUGCCGCGGCACAUGGUUACGCCAGACAGUCGGGCAUCCCCUUCAUGGAGGUGCUCUGUAAGAACAGAUACGUCGGGCGCACGUUCAUUCAGCCGUCCACACGCUUGCGGCAAUUGGGCGUGGCUAAGAAGUUCGGUGCGCUCUCGGAGAACGUGCGCGGGAAGCGGAUCGUGCUUAUAGAUGACUCGAUAGUGCGGGGCAACACUAUCGGACCUAUUAUCAAGCUGCUUAGAGACGCCGGUGCUGCUGAGGUCCACAUUCGGAUAGCUUCACCGCCUCUCAAGUACCCAUGCUACAUGGGUAUCAACAUUCCCACCCGGGAGGAACUGAUUGCAAACAAGAUGGACUCCUACAAACUUGCUGAACAUGUUGGAGCCGACAGCUUAGAAUACCUUAGUGUGGAAGGACUGGUUAGUGCUAUCCACUACAACAUGAAAGCCACGCCCAGCGAUGGAGUGGGAGGGCAUUGCACGGCCUGCCUCACCGGAGACUAUCCUGGCGGUCUACCGGAAGACGUCGACUGGUAGAACGUAAUAGUUACUCUUCUAAAUACAGUCCAGUGAUUGGUGCAAAUGCAGCCAAAAUGUUUUUGUUAGGGCAAUGUCAAUAGGAUCCAAUAAUUAUUAAUUGUCAACACAGAUUGUCACAAUGGGAACGUAUAUGGAUAUACUCAUUUCCCAUACAAUAUAUCAUGUCCAUCUUUUCUUAUUAUGUUGCUAAGGAGGUUAUAUUUUUAAUUAAGAUCAAAAUCUUAGAAAAUUUAUACGUAUAGAAAAGGUAUCAUACCAGGUUUAUUAGUUUAAUGCAUUGCUCAAAAUAGAGGUUAACUGUCAACCUCAAUUUUUUUCGACGUUUUCACAGCUGUCACAGUCUAUCUAGAUAUAUAGAUAAUCUAAGCGUAAAUAUAUAUACCACUUAUAUAUAGGAAUCAAAAUCAUUGUGAAAUAUAAUAUAUUUCCGUUCAAAAUAUGAAAACAUAACUUGAAAAAAGAAUGGCUUCAAAUAGAAGUAAUUUUUAUUAUAUAAUAUAAUGUAUGUAGAUAUCUUAUGAGAUAAAAACCAAAAAAAACUAACAAAGAAAAAGAGAUUCCAUUUUGGGUUACAAUGAAUGAUUUUUUUUAUUCCAAAAACAUAAGUUUUUAAAACAAACAUUCCCUGCACCCUUAGCUGUUACAUUCCCUAUUAUUCAUAUUAUUCAAAUUCAAAUAUUUUUAUUCAAAAUAGGAUAUGAAAUCACUUAUUGAAGGUCAAAAACUUCCCAUUCGGAAAUAAAUGCUCCAGACCUGAGAAGAAGAAACUCAGCGGGCUUCUCUUUUAUAAAAUUUCUUCGACGGCGGUCGCUCCAUUCCCAAUCUGUGGUUUCAGAAAGUCAUUUAUGCAAAAGUAAUCUUUACCACAUAAACGUCUUUUUAUUUUAAUUAUUUUGAAUUUCUUAAUGCAUUUGUUUUGAACAUUUUCUGGGAUCUUGUUGUAAAAGCAUAUACAUCGCCCCAUAAAAGACUUACUCACGGCGGUUCCCAAUAUACUAUCUACAGAUAAAUUACUAUCUUUUCCUUGUCCCAAUAUACCCGAUAAGUCAUUCUUAUCGCCUUAUAUUGGGACGCGUGAAUUGUAAUUUCCAUACAAACUUCUAUCGCUGGUAAGCUAUAAGUCGUCCCAUUGACAGACAUCGUGUACGGAUAAGGUGAGUUACCGUCUAUAAAUUUAUUGGGACAGAAAAGUCAACGAUUUUUAUCUCAAGUAAGAGAUAGACUGAAUAUUGGGAACGGCCGUAUCUCGACUUAGCCGAGUAGUAGGUUUAUGUUUGUUCCUGGUAUUAACAUUAUGGUUAUGACAGUUUCUUGAAUAUUCAUAACAUCAUUAAGAAUAUUUUGAAAGGCAAUAAACCACAGACUUAGAUUAUACUUGUGUAUAGAUGAUCCGACAGUCCGAUAACGCGUCAUCAAAUAAAAUGUCAAUGUGUGCGUUAGCUAGUGGUUUAGUAUUCAAAACACUAAGGAGCUACUGCCAAGCGUGGCUGACUGUUUACGACUUGUCCAUCACUAAUAAUCGGUUACAGUAACAAUAGAUUCCCUUUCCUUUUCUAUCUUGCUGUAUCUCCAUUUGAGAUGUUCUACUCUCGAAUGCUUUGUUUAUAUAUUAAGCUACUAGCCGACCCGUCAGACGUUGUUCUGUACAUAAUAAAAAAAAUACUGUUUUUAUGAAUUUGUCAGUCAAUGAAAUAGACCGACUGUCGUUGUCAUGUUUAUACGGCUUAAAAUGUCUUCACAUUGUUUGUUUGACUGUAUCAUAGAUUAGCUGAUAAUGACAGUUACUUAAAAAAAAACGUUUUUUCUUUUUAUUUUAUUGCUUGUAUUAUUUGAUAAUAAUUAAUAUAAUUCACGAAGCCCUUUAUCAAAUAAAUACAAUGUGUUUGUAAUAUAAAAAGUAAAACUAUAAAUAAAUACUUACGGCCUUACAAAAUAUAAAAUUGGUAUAAAGUUAUACCUCAGAAUAAACGGAAUAUACAAAAUGUUCAGUAUCGCGCUGACAACAAUUAUAAAUCUGAAGUUUACCGAAUGUCAGGCGGUCUUGCAAAUAAACGCGGCAUACGUUAUACGUACAAAUAAACCAAUUAUAUACAAAACGUCUAUGUGUAAACAUUUUAUAGCAUAUCCUUGGUUUGUUCUCAGGUUUAACUUUAUACCAAGUUUAUAUGUAAAACCGUUACUAUGUUAUUAAUAAACUCGAAGUAAAGUUACUCCAAAUUUAAAAAAAAAAUCUGUGUAAUUCAUAAACGCGAAGUUAUUCCAAGUUCAAAUCUUUUUGUCUUUUUCCUUUCUUGUAGUGACAAAAUUACAAUUAAUUCUGUAGUGACAGAAUUACAUGACAGGUUGAAGUAAUUUUAAACUUGGAGUAACAUAACACUGCUUUUAUUAAUAAGACAUUUAGUGUGCAAGGCUUCUUUAAUAUUAUUUUUCUCUUAGCGAGUUAUUCGAGUUGUGCUGGCUUCGACUCAACUUUAAUGAAAUCAUGCACAAAUAAUAUAUUGUACAAGAUUUGGAUGUGUUUAACAGAUAUAUUUAUUUAAGAUUUAACUUUAAGUAAUACGGAAUAGAAUGUAGGUUUAUUAAAAUAUUCGCGUUUUUUUUUUUGUAAUUUUUAUGCAUUUAAAAACGUUAAAUUAAUGAAGAUAAUAAUAUAUUGGCGUGGAUAUAUCGGGAUGUAGAUAUUAUUUUUUAUUUGCGAAUAUAACUUUCAAUAAAAUGAUUGUUAUAAUAUUCAAUAAGCUAAAUCCCAUUUCCAAAAGAGCGGUGAUUCGGAUAAAAAAAAAUAUCUUUACCAUAGACUUCCAAUAUUGAGUAUUCAAAAUACGAAGGAUCUAUUGAUAAACGAUAGCUGACUGUUUUGAUGAAAAUCAUUCACGGUAACAACGCUUUUCUUAUUUCUUGCAUGCAUUUUUUAUCUAUACCCUAGUUUAUUGUGUCUUGACAACCUAAAAAAACUAUUAUCGUCAUAAAUUUUUAGUGAAUUAUUAUUAGAACUGAAGUGCCUUCUCGUUUAAUUAUGAUCUGAAUUUAUAUAAUUUGUUGGACUGUUUUAACAUUCCAUAUUAUGAUGCUCGAAAUAUACAAAUUGUUAUUGUAAAGAUUUACAAUCAUUGUUGUAUGUGCCGUUGUAAAAUUUAAAUAAAUAUAUUGGAGUACAAAUAUUUUUAA